Molecule: messenger RNA, 1592 nt
Organism: Spodoptera exigua (beet armyworm)
Lineage: Eukaryota; Metazoa; Arthropoda; Insecta; Lepidoptera; Noctuidae
Source: the annotation of a GenBank genome assembly
AUGACCGCGCCGCUCAACGCGCGAUAUGAACUGAGAACGUCGGAAAAAUUCGGCAGUCCGGUUAUGGCGGAUCAAUCGUCAGUGUUAGCUUUAGUUAUAUUGGCCGUUGGGGUCACUGUUCACUUCUCCUUGCAUAAAGUAGAAGAAGGACAUGUAGGAGUGUAUUACCGGGGAGGAGCUCUGCUUCCAGUAACCAGCCAGCCAGGGUUUCAUAUGAUGAUUCCACUACUAACAUCAUACAAAUCAAUACAGACAACCCUCCAGACUGAUGAAGUGAAGAAUGUUCCUUGUGGUACAAGUGGCGGAGUCAUGAUAUACUUUGAAAGGAUUGAAGUCGUGAACAAAUUGGAACCAGUUAGUGUGCUUGAUAUGGUGCGUAACUUCACGGCAGACUACGACAAGACAUUAAUAUUCAACAAGGUGCAUCACGAGCUAAACCAGUUCUGUUCUGCGCACACACUGCACGAAGUUUAUAUUGAUUUAUUUGAUCAGAUCGACGAAAAUUUACGAACCGCGCUCCAAAGAGAUUUACACGAAAUGGCGCCUGGUCUCAGAGUGCAAGCAGUCAGAGUAACAAAGCCAAAGAUACCAGAGUCGAUCCGCAAGAACUACGAGCUCAUGGAAGCUGAGAAAUCAAAACUACUCAUUGCUGCGCAACAUCAAAAGGUAGUUGAAAAGGAGGCAGAAACAGCGAGACGCAAGGCUGUUAUCGAAGCCGAGAAAGAAGCACAAGUUGCGAAAAUCCAGUAUGAACAGAAAAUUAUGGAGAAAGAGUCUCUGCAGAAGAUCGAGCUUAUUGAAGACAGUAUCCAUAAAGCGAAGCAACAAACAAAAGCAGAGGCGGAAUUCUACAGCUUGAAGAAACAGGCUGAAGCUAACAAGAUGUUGUUAACGAGAGAGUACUUAGAGCUGAAGAGAUACGAAGCUCUCGCGUUGAACAACAAAAUAUACUUUGGUAGUGAUAUUCCUAACAUGUUUCUUCAGGCUAAUGUUGGGGACAGUGUUCCUAUCCCUAAAGCUCAUGUUGAAUGAGUGUUAAUCACCUUGAAUCACCUGCUAGUCACGGAAUAGAGGCGACAAGCCAUAAGACUGCAAAUCAGUGAUACCUAUACGACUUUUCCAACCUAAGUCCUUAUCUAUUGUGUUAUAUGGACAAUCACAGGGCCCUAGCAGGAGCUUCAUCAAUACACGUCUAUGUGAUGAUGUUAGAUAAGUUCAGAAUGCUUUGAACGUUUUUUGUUAGUUACCUCUUGGCUAGUUUUUACAGAAUACAAAGUUCAAGAUUCUCUAAGCAAACAAAUUGUAAAAUAGAAUAGUUAUUGUGAUAAUAUAAACAAAUUAAGUCUAAUCUCAUUGUAUGGAUUUCUUAUUAGUGCAUUAUGAAAAAAUAUUCAAGAAUUGUGAUAUUUAUUUUUUAUCUAAAUGUUCUAAAGACAUUAUGUAGUAAGGAAUGAACAUAAAAGUGAAUUGUAGAUGAAAUGCAUCACAUUGGCUGCACUCGGUUUAUUUGACUGAUUACUGUUCUGGUGUUAGAUUGUCUGUGUACAUAGCUUUUUUAAAUGUGAAAUAAAAGUCGAUAUUUGUGGAAAAAA